GUGUAGACCUGUAUGUUGCCAAGUCUCUACUGGCACAUAAACUAGACACUUGUAGAUUAUAGCUAUGGCUAAACACAUUUUUUAAAUACAUUUAUAAUAACCGGCAUACGUUGUAUGCCGAUCAUCUAUCCUACAAUGUCGGUCCAACACCCCGAAGGAGAGGACGCCGUCGAAGAAAGAAAAGGAUUCUUCAUUGAACCAGAAUACGACUGGAACGAGGAGCAGGACAAUGUAGACAACCACAUACUUAUUUUACAAAAAGCCGACGCACUGGCAUCAGAAAACCGUCUCAAAGAAGCCAUCUAUGUUUACUCGAUGGCCUUGAGAUAUGGUUCUGUAGGGCCGGAGCAGAUGUGCACUUUAGUGGAUUGUAUUCUGCGCAACUUUAAGAGAAAGCUGGGAACGGAUGAGGCGCCUUCGGAACGAACGCCACAUCUUAUUGAUAACGCCGUGGAGGAGGACGUUUUUGACUGCCCGAAUUGUCAUAGAUUUCUAGGCGAGCCCGUGACUAUGGGCUGUGGACAUUCGUACUGUAAAAGAUGUUUACAACACCAGCUGCUCUCCAAAUGCAAGCUGUGUAGCGAGGUAGGAGGCAGGCCGACGGAGCUUAAAACGAAUGUGAUUCUAUUCGGACUUUUGGAAAAGUGGUUUCCCGAGGAGCUGAAAAGGUCUAGAGCUAUUAGUGAAAUUGAAGACCUGUCUAGAAGGAAACAUUUCGAGGAGGCCGUAUCACUAGCGACAGAUGUGAUUGAAUCUGAUCCUGGGGAUGAGGCGGUGCGGUGGUCACGGGUCAAGGCCUACACCGGGCUCCUGCAGUACCGAUUGGCCCUGGAGGACGCUGAACUCUGUCUUAGCUCCACCCACUCUGCAGAGGGUUUCUACUGGAAGGCCAAGGUGCUCCAGGACAUGGGCCAGGUUGACGACUCGUUGCAGGUUUUCCUCCACUGUCUGGCCCUGGACGAGGACUUCACCCUGGCCAAACGAGAGGUGGAAAAUAUACUGUGUGACCUGCUGUCUCCGGCCGGCGAGAACGUGAAGGUGGGCCUGAGGGAGACGGCGCAGAGCACAUCGCCUCACCUGCGUCGUAAGAUUUUGGUAGCGGAUGCCGAGGCCAGAGCCCAACAGCAUCAGGCCGAAGCCAAGCACUCUGCCCUGCACCAAGUCCAGGCUCGCACCUCCUCGGCACACCCUAGCACCGACGCACAGCACGAGAAGCCAGGUCGCUCAGGGAGCCUGGAGCGUACGAGCCUCAGCCGCGCUCACUCGAUGCGAGCCCACGGGCCGGGUCUGGGCAGCGUGGACGAGGGUCUUAAACGUGUCUGCUCCGCACCCCAGCUGGGGGACCAGGAGAAAGGCAUGCUGCUGAAGCGGAAGCUGACGUUUUCCGGGGGUGGACCCCACGUCGUCUACAGCCACGGGAGCAAGCAUAAGAAACAAGGAGUGGCCUGUGGUGCGUCGAGCCAGGGAGCCUCAGCCCGAGCUCACAGAGUCGUACCCAGAGACCUACUGGACCCCAACGACCUGGAGUGUUCCCUCUGCAUUAGAUUGUUCUACGAGCCAGUGACCACGCCGUGCGGUCACACCUUCUGUAAAAACUGUCUGGAGCGCUGUCUGGACCACACUCCCCAGUGUCCUCUCUGCAAGGAGAGCCUCAAAGAGUAUCUGGCAGCCAGGAAGUACACAGUCACCAGUGUGCUGGACCGAGUGAUAAAGCAGUACCUGUCUAAGGAGCAGUUGGAACGGCAGAAGACUCACCUGGAGGAGACCCAAGAGCUCGCAGACCUGAUGAAGAAGGUCCCCAUCUUUGUGUGCACCAUGGCCUACCCGACCGUGCCUUGUCCCCUGCACGUCUUCGAACCGCGAUACCGUCUCAUGAUCCGCCGCUGCAUGGAGACAGGCACGCGCCAGUUUGGGAUGUGCAUCAACGACGCUCAGAAAGGAUUUGUGGACUACGGCUGUAUGCUGAUCAUCCGGAGUGUCCACUUCCUCCCAGACGGGCGUUCCGUGGUGGACACCAUCGGAGGGAAGAGGUUCCGGGUGCUGACCCGCGGGAUGAAGGACGGGUACUGCAUCGCCGACAUCAAGUACUUGGAGGAUACCAGGGUGAGCGACAGCGAGGAGUUGACACAGCUGCAGCAGCUGCACGACGCCGUGUACGAGCAAGCGCGCACCUGGUUCCAGAACCUCAAGAACCGCUUCAGCAACCAGAUCCUUCAGCACUUCGGCGCCAUGCCCGAGAGAGAGCCCGACAUCCAGGCGACUCCCAACGGUCCGGCUUGCUGCUGGUGGCUGCUGGCCGUGCUGCCCAUCGACCCUCGCUACCAGCUGUCGGUGCUUUCCAUGACCACGCUGCGCGAACGCCUGGUCAAGAUCCAGCACAUCCUCUCCUACCUGCAGAGCAUCCCCAACGAGUAGAAGAGUAGAGUUCCCGCCCUACCACCACUACUUCUUACAUCCUGGCACCGGCACCAUGUACCUCCAUACCACAUCAAACAGAAUCCUAGGUCUCCAUACAUCGGAUUUCGCUCUUUAUUACUGUUGAGGCGUCCGCCGCAAGACAUCCGUGAGAGAUCAAUGAGACGUCUCCCUGAGAAGACAGAAUCACACAGCACUUCUGAGACACCAGCAAGAUCCCAGUCACAUACGCAGCUGGCUUUAGCAGCACGACAACUACCACACACCAGCUAGCUACGUCGGCGAGAAGCCACGGACUGCUGAGAAAUCGGCCGAAUUCUAAGAACUAGUUCUCUCUCUCUAUGUAUCUCUCUCUGUCUUUCUCUCUCUGUCUUUCUCUCUGUCUGUGUGAUGUUGGUGAAAACAUAAAGGCCUUUCUGUCUAUACUCAACAGUGGCACCAGCCCACCCUCAACACCUGCUACUGUCAGCUUGGUUACCAGAGAGAGAAAGAGAGAGAGAUUGGUGAAGAGAUGUCUCCGUUGUCUUGUCUACUCAAGACUACCCAAGCAGCCUUGCUGUCUCUAUUCGGCCACUGUUGAUGGUAGACGGGAGUGUGUAUGUGUGUUUGUUUCUAUGGGUGGGCUGUGCUUCUGUGCAAAUCCCAAAAGCCUUACAACAACGAAAACAAAAAAAGUGUGAAUCUUACUCUUCUGAGCAUUAAGCCCCUCUCUGUCACUUCACUAUGUCUACUAAAUGCACUUCCUUCACUGCUUCCACCUAUCGGCAGUGGACCCUGGUGAAAAAGAGAGCUUCCCCCUUUUAUUAUUAAUGUCUCCAAGUUUUUUUACUUUUUCAUCCAUUUUUACUUUUCUUCCAAGACUUCAGAAAGAAAACCCUUUUGGCAGCCAUUUUGUCCAGUCUGUAUUAUGGGACUGUGGUCUUGCAACGCUCCCAACUUCUGUUCUCUUAACUGUUUUUUUCUUAGCUGAAAACAAGGCAUAAACUCCAAAAAAUCCAGACUUCCAAUAUACUUUACUCUGCGUUUUUUGUUUUUGUUGUCGUUUCUCAGUGGAUACCGGAACCUCUUGAAUCCCGAUAGCUUAGUCUUUGAUUUUGCGUUAGGGAUGUUUCCCAUUCCGAGUUAUCGAUUCUUGAGAGAAACCUCAUAGUCAUCCAUGUGACUCGGAGUGUUGUAUUUCCGGUCUCUCUUCUAAACCAAAAGUUCCAACUUCCUGUUUAAAUUCAAUGUAAACUGAAGUAAUUUUUAAGGACAGAUAUUUAAAUAUAUAUUUUGACAGUAUGUUUGUAUGUACAAAAUCACAAAAGGGGAACUUGCAAUAUUUUGACACAGUGAAAAGGAGAAAGAAACAACACUAUACAAAAUGUGUUCAGCACUGCAAAGGUUAAAGGUCACCCUGUUAAGUAAAAAGCAGUCGCCUGCCUUUUUGUCGGAGAAAAGGACUUAUAUAGGUGGUCGAUUUCUCAGACAAAUUUUUGCCUUAUACCAUUUUAGCAUUUUGCUUUGAAUGGCACAAUGUGACGCCUUGGUUAGCAUUCCUUUUGCCGUACUAGUAAUUAGGAUAUUUGUGUUAAUUAUUUGUCUUUUCUUCAUCCGCCUCAUGGCCCGAAUCGUUCACGGUGUGUAUAAUGUAUGUCAAGUUGCGGCUUUGUUUAGUUUAAAUCAUUUUGUUUUUGGACAGAUCAUGUUUUUUCCCCCGAAUGUUUUAAGUUAUCCAUUUUCAAUAAUAAAUUAACUCAUUUUUUUCAA
Salvelinus namaycush (lake trout) is the source of this 4164-nucleotide messenger RNA. Its product is annotated as LON peptidase N-terminal domain and RING finger protein 1-like. The transcript is spliced from 11 exons. Gene Ontology annotation, molecular function: protein binding. The record is from RefSeq and is a predicted model, not a curated record. Lineage: Eukaryota; Metazoa; Chordata; Actinopteri; Salmoniformes; Salmonidae. Bases 115 to 2415 code for a protein of 766 amino acids.